Molecule: messenger RNA, 5239 nt
Organism: Anastrepha ludens (Mexican fruit fly)
Lineage: Eukaryota; Metazoa; Arthropoda; Insecta; Diptera; Tephritidae
Gene: mwh
Exons: 9
Coding region: 261-3041 (926 amino acids)
Biological process (GO): cortical actin cytoskeleton organization; cell migration; regulation of cell shape
Cellular component (GO): cytosol
Molecular function (GO): actin filament binding; small GTPase binding
Source: RefSeq, a predicted model, not a curated record
UACGCCCAACCCAUUUGGCAAGUGAGUGAAAAAUCACUGAAACAAUUAACGCUCUUUCCUGCUGUCCAUUUAGUGUCAUUUUUAUGGUGAUUUUCCUCCACCCAAGCAGGCACCGCACAAGUGGGAUGUCAAUGCAGCAAAAUUAAAAUGACAUCUCUGCCUAUUAUCAGCAACGCUACGCACCCACUCAGCAACAUCACCACCAGCUGCAGCACCAACAAAAACUUCAACGUCAACUGCGUCAUUUAAAUAGUUAUCCGAUGGCGCCGAGUGUUUGUCAAAAUUCACCAAAAUUAACUGCAGCCGCUGCACAUAGCGCCACCGUGACCACGACCAUUGGUGGUGGUGGUGGCGGCGGUACAACAAUCUCUGCGCCAUCCAUUACACAGAAAAGCAAUUGCGGUGGCAGCAGCAUUAACGGCUCCAUGGCUUCGUACAAAAUGUCCAGUUCGGAGAAUAGCUGGUCACAGGCUGUUUUCAAUAAGGAAAAUCAGCGCCCACCAGUCUACAAUCCAGAGGACUACGUGCAGUCAUUGAAAAAAUUCGGUAAACGUCAGAGUGGGCAAAAUGUGCGUUCAAUCUAUGAUAACCAUAAUGAAACAACGGCAACAACAAAUAGCGGUCACAAAGAUGAGAAUCAUAAAUCAUUAACAUUGCCACAUAAGCAUGCAGAAUAUAAAAGCCCCAUACCGGCAGCGCCAGAGAGUGAUGGUGAGAUGUCCUUGCGGCAGUUUGCGUCAGUAACGGACUUACUGACAAAACUUCGUGCAGAUCUAAGAGUCUCGUUUCCAAGCUUCGUUCAGGAAUUCGUCGCAACACCUUCGGACGGCAUCAGUUUACUUCUCGAAGUGCUUCGCGCCAUACAACUUUCCCAAACGAGCAACUCUCCCCUGACACCAAAUCAAAUGUCCGCCUCCAUGCCACGAAAUGCGCCCUCCUAUCAGAGACGUGCGUUGCUUGACGAGUUGGCUUGCCUUCAAUGCCUCAGCAUUUGCUGCUCUCGUUCGUUGGACGCAACCGCCCGUUUGGGCACAACGCCAGUCGGUCUAAUGCCUUUGGCCUCCUCGGCUACAGGUCAGGGCAUACGCGCUCGUAUCUUGGCCAUGCAACUGAUGUCAGCCGCUUGCGAUAAGACGGCGCUGGGACAUGGUUCACAAAAAUCGGUCACAGCUGGGCAUACAGCCGUCUCAGAGGCUAUGUCAACGUUACGUUUACGCUGCAGUGAACCAGUACGUUUCCGUCUGCUUGUGGGGAUGCUCAACAGUGGCGGUGGUUCGGGCGAAUUGCAGGCAGUUGGAGUCAAGUUUAUUAAUUCCUUCCUGGAGAGUUCGGAAAAUCUACAACAGCGUUUGUAUCUGCAAGCAGAACUGUUUCAGGCCGGUUUCGAGCCAGGUUCCUUAGCCAAGACUAUUUCAUCUGCUUCGUCUUGGCUGGAAAAAUUACGUAAUGAGAUAAAACGUUUUCACGAGCUUUAUGUAGAUGUGGACAAAAUGAUCACGCAGGCGCGUGAAGCCGAUCGUGUGCGCACUCAGAUGGUCAUAUUGGAACGCCGAGUGCAGAUCCUACACGAGGAGAAAGCCGUUCUCACCUCUAUGGAACGUCGUCUGCAGGAGCGUUGUGCCGAGUUGCAGCGCGAAAUAUUCCGCCUGCAGGGCGCACAGAAUGAAAAUACCUUCAAAUCGCUAGACAAACAACCAAUAGCGCUGCCACGACAUGUACCGCCGGGCAAGAAUGAUAGCGAACAUGAAGAUGAGGGCAUAAGCAGCUCGGAGACGGGCCCCUCACUUAGUCCAGUGCCCAUAUUAGUGUUACCUCAGAAAGCAGGCGUUUCCAUGACCACCAAACAACAUCAUAAAAACAAAUCCAAAUCACCGGAGAAUUCAACGGGCGACAGCGGUGCUGCCACCGGCACUGCCACCACCAUUGAGGAUGUUAUGCAAGAGCUGGAUCACGUUGUGAGCGAGGCAGAGAAACAGAUAUCGACACGCCAACUACAGCAACAACAACAGCACCACCAACAAAUCAAGCAGCAGCUAAGCCAGUCCAAGGCCGCCAAGGAAAAAGAUAUUGUACCGGUGAAUAUUGUGCCACAACCACCACGUAAAUCGCGUUCACUCGCACAUCUCGUAUCACAAGCGGAUGGCUCCGAGCUAGACGGCUCCGAAUAUGGCAUGUUAGUGUUACAAAAUCAUGGCGAUGGCGCAGCCGUGGAACGCGUCACAGCGCUGCAGACAUUCUUCGAUGAGACGGACUAUGAGCUACCCGCCGAUAUAGAGAAGCCAUACAUUAUCGAAUCGCCGGAUAUACCGGAAGUGAAUGCAACCAACGUCGCAUACAAUGCGAGCACGACGCGUGAAUUGCUUGAUGUCAUAAUGAAUGCACGACACACUGAAGAUGAUCCGACAAUGAAAGCCUUUCGCGAAGCGAGUAACCAACACACGCAUCAACACCCACAUCAGCACCAACACCAGCAUCAGCACCAGCAUCACCAACAUAACAACAAUGGUGGCGGCGGAAAUGCAAAUAAUUGUGUUAGUAAACGACAAAGUAUGUCAGCUGCUGCACCACCACCACCACCGCCUUUGGCAGCCAAGAAGCCACAAGCGCCAGCGCAACACUUCAACGGCGUCUUCUUUAUGACGGGCAUGAAUACGCCGCAAAAGUAUCCAAAGCCAGAUGUAACAGCUGCGUUGCAAGCGCGUCGUGUGACCAAAAAUGUGGAGCGUCUCGAAGCGGCUUUUGCUUCGUCCAGCCACGAAUCAUUGUUGGAAGGCGGUACACCGCAAGUGGUGCAUCAUGUGGUGCGUGAGAAAUCGCUCAGCAACCAACAGAUCUAUUUCGGCAGCAAUCCGGCAAUGCGUCUUAGCAGCGGCAGUAAUGGCGGUGGCACCAAGAAUGGGGGUGGCAACAACGUGACAGUGCUGGUGCAACACGGAGCAGGCAUGCAGACGGCGCAACAGGCGAGCAACAGUGCGACGAUGCGCACGCGUUCCUGCCCGCAAGGCUCAAAAGUGACCGAUACGGUAUCGGGAUUGUAUUGAGAAGCAAUGGAAGUUUUGUAUUUGAAAAAUUUGAAGCAUUUAUUUGGUGUCUAAUUAGACGAAGUAGUCAUUGAAGUGGAAUUGGAUUUCAAUUCUUAUUCAGCUCGAAUUGUAAUUAGUGUGUGGAGUUUAGCAUAAAUUUAUUUGAAAGGAUCUAGAUUUUAGUGCUGCUCUUGAACUGGAAGCUUACGUGAACUAGCGCUUUAAACUCUUUUAUUGUAGAAAAAAAUUGGUAUAAUUCGGGCUAUGGCCUAUUUUUAAAGCCACUUUAGAAAUUGCGAUUUUUUUUAUUUACAAUAUUUUGUUAAUUAAAAAAAAACAUAGUGACAGGUUUUCGUAUAAAUCAAAAUUCCAAACUUUGCAUAAAAUUCACAAAAAUUUAACGAAUUUUUCAAAUUUUUAAUCAGAAUUUUUACCGAGCUUCUGAGUAUGCAAUUUUAUAGCUCAUUCAAUUUUAGUAUAAUAAAGUGUAAAUUAGAAGUAGUUCAAAAAUAGCGCUGAUUUUUGAUAAUUUUUUUUUUUUUUUUGCAUACAAUGUUGACAAUUUUCUUUCAUAUAAAGCUCAUGUGCGGAAGUCUAUAAACACAUACAACACAUGUUUGCAUAUCAGCUGAAAAUGGGCAGAACAUUUUGCUUGACCUAGUACUUAAUAAAGAGUGUUUUUUUAAGAGUUUGAUAAGUUAAAAUGGUAAUAAAAAACAAAAAUAUUGUUGUAAUGAUUUUUUUCUAUUUAUUAUAAUCUGGCAGAUAAUUUAAUGGCAUUUAUUUGUCUGAAUUUGAUAUUUGGCGUAUAUCUGGCGCGACUACAAUUCACAUGGGCCAUUCAUCAGUCCAAUUUUUGACUACUUUUUGCGAAAAUCUGAAUUAAAAUCUGGAUUAAAUCAAAAUGAACCCCAUUAAGCAAAUGAAAAUCCUUACGUAAAAUUGUCCACGUGGUCGAAGAACAAAGGCCAACAGGUUGAGAACGACGUACGUGUACUGGGAAUGUUUAUGCUGCUACAACGACAACAAUAACAACAACGAAUUGACAUUUCGGCAUCUUGUUCCACACUUCGCUCUACGAACUUCGUGAAUAGAUUUUUUUUUUUUUUUUCAAACUAAAAAUAUCCACAAUAUGGCAGAAUUUUUCUGGCGUUAAAGGGACAGAUACCUGUAAACGUACAUAUUUUUCCUGAUUUUCAUUAAAAUUAUUUAAAAUGAAGAAGUCAAUAUAUUUUUUUCAAAAUUGGCAUACAGUUUAUUAGGAUUAUAUUAACAUUUUAUGAAAAAAAAAUUUUUUUUUUCGAAAUUUUACAAUAAGAUAUAGUAAAUUUUCUAGAUAAAAUUUUAAAUAAUUUUUUUUUAAUCAAACAAUUUUACAUAAAAGUGCGAGGUCUUAAAAAAAGUUGAAAGUAGUUAAAGAGAAACAUAAUUUGUAGUCUAAAAUCGCCGAUAUUUUUAAUUUUUUUUUGGAAGUUUCUAGCGACAACGGUUGGACUAUUUUAAGCAUAAAUAUAUUUUAAUAUAAAAAGUCACUUUAAAUAAUUACAAAAAAAAAAAAAAUACUUUUAAAAAUAAAAAAUAGUUAUGUUUGCAUAUGUUUUUAUAUUUUUAUACGAGUGUAUAUUUUAAUUUAUUAAAAAAAAACAGCAAAACAAACAACAAGCAAAAAAAAAACAGAAAACAAAAAAUACCGGUUUUUAUAUUCCGAUUUUAUUUAAGAAAAAUUCUUUUUAAUUGCUUUAGCUGUUAGUAAAAAUGUUUUUUGUGAAUAUAUAUUUUUUUAUCGCCUGAUCCAUCCGGUGUUUAAGUAUAAUUUAUAUAUUAAUUUAAGUAUUUGUAAAAAUUCUAUCUGUUUGUAGAGUUUUUAAUAAGUACAAUACUUUUCCCCACUGCCCCUACAUAAAAAUACCAAUUAUUACAAUUAUUUUUCACUAUUUAUGCAAAAGUUAAGCUAUUUUUAUGGCUAAUUCUAGAACGACAGAUGUCAGAUUAACAUAAGUUUACUUUAUUAUCAUAAAUUAUAAUUUUUUUUGUUUUAAUAUUUAAACGUAAAAUAUGUCAUAGCAUAAAUAAAUAAAAUAUUUAAAAAACAAAAACAAAUACAAUAUAUUAUAUAAUUAGUAAUAGGCGCUUAAAUGUAUAAACUUGCUACAUACAUACGGUUCCAUAAUAAAAAACAAUUUUCGAAAAGAAAAAUUUGUAUUAAUAAAAAGUGG